Molecule: messenger RNA, 1638 nt
Organism: Psylliodes chrysocephalus
Lineage: Eukaryota; Metazoa; Arthropoda; Insecta; Coleoptera; Chrysomelidae
Source: the annotation of a GenBank genome assembly
AUUUAAUCUUUCAAAGCCACAAUUUUUUAUUAUAAUUAAUUUCUAAGUAGUUACUAUCUAAUAAUUAUUUUCUUAUCACAUCACAACCAACUUGAUUGAUAAAAUUUUGAUUAAUCAUUUUAGGUGUAAGGUAGAUACUCCUAUUACAUUACUUACCUUAUAUUACUAGUUUCGUUAAUAUUUGUACAAAUCAAGAUGGUUAUAGCCAAAGUUUACAAAUAUCUAUAUAAGUUUCGAGGAUUUCCGAAAUUUUCUGAUUUAAAAUUGGUAGAAGAGGAAUUACCAGAAAUUGAAAAUGGCGAAUUUUUAGCAGAAGCCGUAUAUCUUAGUGUGGAUCCAUACAUGAGAGCCUAUGCACCAAACUUACCCAUCGGUUCAACUAUGAUUGGUUCACAAGUUGCUAAGAUUACAGAAAGCAAAAAUCCUGACUACCCAGUGGGUAAAUACGUUGUAGCACAUUUUGGAUGGAGAACACAUACGAUCUCAAAGGGAAAGGAAGAGGGAGCUGUUUUUCAACCUCUAAUUCUACCUGAUUUUGAAGGCUUGCCAAUUUCCUAUGGUAUUGGGAUUUUAGGAUUAGUAGGAAAUACCGCCUAUUUUGGUUUACUAGAUAUCUGUAAGCCUAAGGAAGGAGAAACAGUAGUCGUUUCUGGUGCAGCAGGAGGUGUAGGUUCAAUAGUAGGACAAAUUGCAAAAAUUCAUGGUUGUAAGGUUAUAGGAAUCGCAGGAUCAGAUGAAAAGGGUAAAUGGUUGACGGAAGAGCUUGGUUUCGAUCAUUUUAUUAAUUACAAAACUGACGAUGUUGAAAAGGCUUUAAAAGCCGCAGCACCCAAUGGGGUUGACUGUUAUUUUGAUAAUGUUGGUGGGGAUAUCAGCUCAACUGUCAUCUAUCAGAUGAAUCAUUUCGGACGUAUUUCUGUUUGUGGAUCUAUUUCGUCUUACAAUAAUAUAAAUGAAGCUGAAGAUAUUCUUAUUCAGUUCCCUCUAGUCUUCAAACAGCUGAGGAUGGAAGGUUUUAACGUUUCUAGAUGGGCCGGUGAUAGAUAUAUAGAAGGAAUAAAACAGAAUCUUCAGUGGAUCAAAGAAGGAAAAUUGAAGUGUCGAGAAACUGUGACAAACGGAUUUGAAAAUAUGUUCGAUGCAUUUACAGAAAUGCUUAAGGGGAAGAACGUUGGCAAAGCUGUUGUUAAAGUCUAGAUAGAAUAAAUUGUUAAGCUUGUUUUGUGCUUUAUUUUACAGAGGUAGUAGAACCAAAUAUAUUGAAUUUUGGGAAUCUGUUAGAACGAAAUUAAAAAAUAUUGAUUCAUCCACUUAUAGAAAAGUUAUCACCGAAUAUAUCCUUUCUUAACAAUUUUUUGUUGUUAAAAAGCCCAUAAUUACGUUUUUAAUAAACAUAAACACUACAUACGACAAUUAUUUUCCAAAGUAUUAUCAUUUAAAAUAAAAAUGAAUAAUAUUUAUAGAUAAUAAAUCAUUAGAUGUUAUAAAAUUUAAAUAAAAUGUGUUGCUCAUGGUUAAAGGAAUUAGUUAUUGGGUUUUUUGACUGUAUUUUCCUUUGUCUAAAAGGGCUAUUUUAUCAUGUCAUCCCUAACAUACUUGAGAUAUUUAGGGUUUGUCGCUGAAGAUGAAGAAAUUUAG